This is a messenger RNA of Rhodotorula toruloides NP11, 3396 nucleotides long. RefSeq names its product protein transporter. The transcript is spliced from 19 exons. Gene Ontology annotation, molecular function: ATP binding; ATP hydrolysis activity; ATPase-coupled intramembrane lipid carrier activity. The coding region runs from base 1 to 3396 and encodes 1131 amino acids. Lineage: Eukaryota; Fungi; Basidiomycota; Microbotryomycetes; Sporidiobolales; Sporidiobolaceae. Gene Ontology annotation, biological process: retrograde vesicle-mediated transport, Golgi to endoplasmic reticulum; endocytosis; phospholipid translocation. Gene Ontology annotation, cellular component: trans-Golgi network; endosome; plasma membrane. The record is from RefSeq and is a predicted model, not a curated record.
AUGGCAGCAGGUUCGAGCAGCGCCGGAGGGCGUAACGGUGCAGGGACAGGCCGCCUGGGCUCGCAGUGUAGCGAUCAACGCCUGCGCGGGGCAGCAUCGAGCGCGGGAGCGAGUCGGGCAAGUCGUGGCGGACGAGGGAUGCCUGGCGGCGGUUCGUACGCAGGCAGCAGCGCACGAACGACUCUCGGGACGGAAGAGGACGUCCAGAGCGAGGCGGAUAGCUUCUCAGAGCGGGGCAGUCGGCGGGACGGACGCAUGAACGGCGGUUUUGUCUAUAGCAAGGAUCGACGCGUUCCGCCUGGACUGGGAGGACAAGGUGAGAGUGAGGGAGAGUACGACGAGGGUUGGAGCAUGGGCUUGGACAUCCAGGAGGAAGAGAUUCGGUUGCUUGGGCAGGACGACGGUUCGAUGAUGCGCCUUGUCCCCUCGACCGCCAGGCAGAAACGUCGUCUCUCGGUCGCCCGUCUCUUACGCCUUUCGAGUCCGCCUUCCUCGAAACCUCGCACCAUCCCCUUCAACGAUGCUCCCUCCAAGCGCAAAAAGUCGUCAUUCGCGCCCAACCUCGUCAAGAACCAGAUAUACAACGUGGCAACCUUCCUCCCACUCGUCCUCUACGAGCAGUUCAAGUUCUUCUACAACCUCUACUUCUUGCUCGUCGCUCUCUCACAGUUUGUCCGGCACUCCGCAUCGCCGUGCUUCCUCGCGACCUACAUUGUCCCCCUCGCAUUCACCGAGCCGCCAAUUCCGCCCUCUACAGCCGCCUCGUACCGCAUUCCUCACUCGCACCACGCCUCGUCUUCCACGCCCUCUACCGCGCCUCUGAAACCGACGCCUACGUCAAACCUGGGCGUCGGCGACCUCGUCUUCCUCGAGAAGAACGACCGAGUACCAGCCGACAUCCUCCUUCUCCGUACCUCGGCCCCGAGCGGCACGUGCUUCGUACGCACCGACCAGCUGGACAUCGAGACGGACUGGCAGUUGCGCGUCGCUGUCGAGCGCACGCAGGCGCUGCAGAGCGACGCCGACUUGCUCGAGAUCGAGGGCGACGUCAACGCGGACCCGCUGACGAAGGACAUCCAUACCUUCGUCGGGACCCUUACCUUUCGGUCAAUCCCGACAUCGCGACGAGAAGCAGGAGCGAAUGGCGCAGGCGACGCACAUCAGGAGCAGGAGGAGGAGGAUCUCGUCGCGGCUCACCCGGUCGAGCCUUUGACGGGGGAGAACACUCGCGCCGUCAUGAAUACGAGCCAGCCGGGCACGAAGGUCGGUAUGCUCGACCACGAGAUCAACCGCCUCGCCAAAUUCCUCUGCGGCGUGACCUUUGCGCUCUCCGUCAUCUUCGUCGCUCUCAACGGGUUCAGGGGACACUGGUGGGCGUACGUGUUCCGGUUCCUGAUCCUUUCCUCAAGCAUCAUCCCGAUCUCGCUUCGCGUCAAUCUCGACAUGGGGAAGACCGUCUACGCUCGCCAGAUCAUGCACGACCCGGAAAUCCCGGACACCAUCGUCCGCACCUCGCUGCUGCCUGAAGAACUCGGUCGGAUCGAGUACCUUCUGAGCGACAAGACGGGCACGCUCACGCAGAGCGAAAUGGAGCUCAAGAAGCUGCACCUCGGAACAAUGAGCUACGGCGUGGACUCGAUGGACGAGGUCGCGCAUCAGCUCGCGACGGCGCUUGGCGAGAGCAAGACGAACGGUGCGUACGACGGCGGUCAGGAGAAGCGACACGCUGAAUUCGUGUCGUCUCGCAGCCGCCCGCAACUCGCGACGGGUGUCACCCUCGCGACUCGAGGUCGCCGCGACAUGAGCUGGAGGGUCAAGGACGUCGCUCUUGCUCUCGGGUUGUGCCACAACGUCACGCCCAUCGUCGACGAGUCGGACGGAUCAAUCACCUAUCAAGCCUCGUCUCCCGACGAAGUCGCCAUCGUCCGCUUCACCGAGUCGAUCGGCCUCACUCUCUCCGCCCGCGACCGCACGUCAAUCACCCUCCGCACGACUGCCGGCGCGACUCUCUCCUACGACGUUCUCGAAAUAUUCCCAUUCACUUCCGAGUCGAAGCGAAUGGGGAUCGUCGUCCGCGACCGCCAGACGGGCGAGACCGUCUUCUACCAAAAGGGCGCCGACGUCGUCAUGGCGCGAAUCGUCGCCUACAACGACUGGCUCGAGGAAGAACGCUUGCGCGAUUUCGAGGAGACGUACCAAGAUGCGCGCCUCGGCUUGGGCGACCGCAACGCCGCGAGCGCUCGAGUCAUCGCCGACUUCCUCGAGCACGAUCUCGAGCUACUCGGCGUUACCGGCGUCGAGGACAAGCUUCAGGACGACGUCAAGAUGACGAUCGAGCUGCUGCGGAACGCCGGCAUCAAGAUCUGGAUGCUCACGGGCGACAAGAUCGAGACGGCGACUUGCAUCGCCAUUUCGAUGAAGCUCGUCUCGCGCGGCCAGUACAUCCACCAGAUCGCGAAGCUCAAGUCUCCGGCUCAGGCUCGCAACGAGCUCGAGUUUCUGCAGAGCAAGCUCGACUGCUGCCUCGUCAUCGAUGGCAAGUCGCUUCAGCUUUGCAUCGAGCACUUCCGACAAGAUUUCAUCGAGCUUUCGACUCAGCUCUCGGCAGUCGUCGCAUGCCGUUGCUCACCAACGCAGAAGGCGGACGUCGCUCGACUGAUUCGGGCGCACACGAAGAAGCGCAUCUGCCGCAUCGGAGAUGGAGGAAACGACGUCUUGAUGAUUCAGGCGGCUGAUGUCGGCGUCGGCAUCGUCGGCAAGGAGGGCCGACAAGCGUCGCUCGCUGCCGACUUUUCCGUCAACCACUCGUACAAGCGCAGCGCCAAGCUUGCACAGUUCGUCAUUCAUCGUGGCCUGAUCAUCUCGGUCAUUCAAGCCGUCUUCUCCUCCGUCUUCUACUUCUCGCCCAUCGCCAUCUACCAAGGGUGGCUCAUGGUCGGCUACGCGACGGCGUACACGAUGCUGCCCGUCUUCUCGCUCGUGCUCGACCGUGACGUCAACGAGGACGUCGCGCUGCUGUACCCGGCGCUGUACAAGGAGCUGACGAAGGGAAGGGGUCCGGCUCUCUCAUACAAUACGUUUUUCACUUGGCUGACGAUCUCGCUGUACCAAGGCGGCGACACCAUGCUACUCUCGCUCGUCCUCUUCGAAUUCGAGUUCCUCAACAUUGUGUCAAUCUGGUUCUCGGCGGUCAUCGCGAACGAGCUGGCGAUGGUCGCGGUGGAGAUCACGACUUGGCACCUCGCGAUGGUCAACUUCGACCUCUCCUUCGUCUCUUCGCCAAGCUUCCUUUCGAAAGUCGCCCUCUUCGUCGGCAUCUCGGUCUUCCCACUCUUCGUCAAGUACUCGAAGAGCAAGCUGGCGCCGACCGCGUAUGCAAAGCUGAGGGAUUUCUAA